CGCUCCCACCCCAAGUCCCCAACCCCCUCAGUCCUCUCCGCCCUGGACCUUUCCAAGUCUCAAACCAGAGCGAGGCCGCACUGCCCGCGAGUCCUCCACUCCGACCGCACGAUGGCUGCGCUGCGCCUCGCCUCCUUCACCCUCCGCCCCGCCGCUGCCGCGGCCUCCGCCUCCUCCGGCGCGACCCCAGCCGCGUCCGGCUCCGUCUCCGUCUCCUUCACCCGCGCGGCGCGGGGGCUGCCCUCCCUCCGCCUGGCCCCGCCCCGCCGCCGCGGGGACCUCGCCAGGCCCCGCGCCGCGGCCGAGGCCGCGGCGGAGAGCUACGCGUCCGCGCUGUCGGAGGUGGCCGUCGAGAACGGCACCCUCGAGCAGACGGUCUCCGACCUGGAGAAGCUGGAGAAGGUCUUCGCGGACGAGGCCGUCGCCGAGUUCUUCGACAACCCCACCGUCCCGCGCGAGGAGAAGGCCGAGCUCAUCGACGAGAUCGCCAGGUCGUCCGAGCUGCAGCCGCACGUCGUCAACUUCCUCAACGUCGUCGUCGACAACUUCCGCGCGGCCAUCGUGCCGCAGAUCGUCGCCGAGUUCGAGAACGUCUACAACUCGCUCACGGGCACCGAGGUCGCCACCGUCACCUCCGUCGUGCAGCUCGAGUCGCAGGACCUGGCGCAGAUCGCGCAGCACGUCCAGAAGAUGACCGGCGCCCAGAACGUCCGCAUCAAGACGCAGCUCGACCCGGAGCUCAUCGCCGGCUUCACCGUGCAGUACGGCCGCGACGGCUCCAGCUUAAUCGACAUGAGCGUCCGGAAGCAGAUCGAGGAGAUCGCGUCCGAGUUCGAGUUGCCCGCCGUCCCGCUCGAAGUCUGACCGGCCCGAGGCGUCCUCCAUCCUCGCCCAUGAGAUGCUUUGUUGCUACUGUCUGAAAGGUAUGGCAAGAAUCAAGCGGGAAUGUCGUUGGUCCUGUCCCCUUCAGGCCUGCGGAUCAGUGGUGGUGGCUCCGGAUCUGCAAUACAUAUCAACGGACAUUCUUCUGUGCGUUUCUGUUUUCCAUUUUUUGGCGGGAACCUGUGUAAAAGUUUCUCCUUUUUGAUUGUGGUUGAGAGACACUGUAAUAUGGUUAAAACACACAUAUGUAGCUGGGUCUGCACCUCCUCUCUCCGAUAGAGUCGCGAAGAAUUGUAUAGGAUGAGUUUGCGCUCCCUUAACCUCGCCGAAAAGUACAUCAGGCGUAGUUCACUCGUGCA
Molecule: messenger RNA, 1241 nt
Organism: Zea mays
Lineage: Eukaryota; Viridiplantae; Streptophyta; Magnoliopsida; Poales; Poaceae
Product: ATP synthase delta chain
Exons: 2
Coding region: 112-864 (250 amino acids)
Biological process (GO): proton motive force-driven ATP synthesis
Cellular component (GO): membrane
Molecular function (GO): proton-transporting ATP synthase activity, rotational mechanism
Source: RefSeq, a predicted model, not a curated record